Molecule: messenger RNA, 1395 nt
Organism: Aspergillus chevalieri
Lineage: Eukaryota; Fungi; Ascomycota; Eurotiomycetes; Eurotiales; Aspergillaceae
Product: alpha/beta fold hydrolase
Exons: 2
Coding region: 1-1395 (464 amino acids)
Source: RefSeq, a predicted model, not a curated record
AUGGCGGGGCAAGAUUCUUUGGACGACGCUCCAUCACCAACCCACCCUGAUAUACUACUCAACAGACCGGGAACAGGAACAGAAAAUUACCUCGAUCAUUCUGCAUCCAACCUCUCACUACCACAUCGCCCCGAGUCUGGAAAUCGCAGACUCCUCCUCAUUUACAUUCAUGGAUUCAAUGGCUCCGAAGCCAGUUUCCACGCUUUCCCCGCACAUGUGCAUAGCCUGUUGACGGAUGCGCUGGCCGCGUCUCAUGAGGUGUACACCCGGAUUUAUCCUCGAUAUAAGUCUCGAGGCGAUAUGAAAAUUGCUCGGGACCAGUUCAGUAGCUGGCUGUCGCCUCAUGAAGCGGAUGACCUGGAUAUCAUUCUACUGGGACAUAGCCUGGGGGGUAUCUUAGCAGCGGAUGUUGCUCUUCUGCCAUCCUCUCCUAUAUAUUCACAUCAGCAUCGGAAACACAACAUCUUAGGUCUGAUCAAUUUCGACGUCCCUUUUCUUGGUCUACAUCCCGGAAUAAUCCAGACAUCAUGCAAGAGCCUUUUCCAACGAGAUCGGCCAGCUGAGAACGAGACCGAGACAGUUCCGGAAACGCAAAUCACGACUGAAGCCAUCACCGCAGCAUUUUCUCCUUCUCACUAUGACCCCCCGUUCUUCAACGAUAUACGCUUCGCUGAACGAAGUGGCAUGCAAGGGCUCAUGCAUUUUCUUGAGAAGAACUACAAUCGUCUCACAAAAUCCAUACUUACCCGCAUUGUUUCACCGUAUGAAUUCGCCGGUUGUUUGAAUAAUUACCCAGAGCUUCGCCGACGGUAUAAACAGCUAAUGGAGCUGGAAGCAGCUCACGACCAACCAUUCAGGAUUCGGUUCGUGAAUUAUUACACGGCAAGUGAGCCUCCUGUGCCAUUGAAGGAUAAGAAUAACGCUGGAGAAAGCGAAAACUCGCGGCAUGCGAGUAUGGAACAUUCAUCGUUGCCAGUCGAUGCAGAGGAACCUCCGUGUAAACAGUCGGAGACCGAGACCGAGAACGAGACUGAGUCCUGUUCACUUAAACCAACCAAAUCGGAAUCAGGAGUACAGCAUAAACCAGAAUCAGACCAAGCGGAUUGCACCUGCGCUUCCGAAACGGCUGACUGCACAUCAAAACAACAUAAAAAGAAGAAACGUCGGAAGUUUGUCCUAUUACCAUCACAUCACUGGAGCCAUGGUGAUGAUUCUCUCUGGAUACCGGUAAAUAUGGACAAUAUGAAUGAGAUAACUGCGCAUCAGUCGCUAUUCUUGCCCCAUGGAAGAAACUAUGACCAGCUGGUCGGGGACACUAUGGCGACGAUCGAGCAGUGGAUACAAGUUGAUCUUACUCAACGAAUGCUUGCGCAAGAGGAACAAGAGGGGAAGUGA